AUGGCACUUAAAAGAAUCAACAAAGAAUUGCACGAUUUAGGGCGUGACCCACCAUCAUCUUGCAGUGCUGGACCUAUUGGUGACGAUCUUUUCCACUGGCAAGCUACAAUUAUGGGACCCGUAAAUGAUCCACUUGUGCCUGAGAUCGCACAUGUUUAUAAGACCGAUAGACCUCGUUAUGAGGCAACUGCUAGGGAAUGGACACGUAAAUAUGCUAGUAAGUGA
Entrophospora sp. SA101 is the source of this 225-nucleotide messenger RNA. The record is from the annotation of a GenBank genome assembly. Lineage: Eukaryota; Fungi; Glomeromycota; Glomeromycetes; Entrophosporales; Entrophosporaceae.